AUGAGUCGUCUGUUCGUCUCCGUCUUUUGCGCUAUCGUUCUAUCCUCUCUUGCUGUCGCCGCUCCAGCCAACAGCAUUGCAGCGUCGGGGACAGCAGUCUCAUCUGCAGCUGAACCUAGCGAAACUGUUCCUCUGGCGAUCGACGAUCCCAACUAUGUCGAAUGGGUACCCGACACUGAUGCAAAUCCCGAGCCUAUUCGUGGCACUCUUGGUGCCACCAUCAUCGCUCAGACCAACAUCCCGCUUGAAGAUCAAAACCCGGAUCUUUUGGCGCCUCCUACCACCGAUUCUGGCUUAAUUCCAAAUGUCAAGUGGCCAUUCAGCUUGAGCAAAAACCGCAUGCAGACUGGUGGAUGGGCUCGACAACAGAACAUUCAGGUCAUGCCGAUCGCUACUUCUAUGGCCGGCGUCGAUAUGCGUCUGGAAGCAGGUGCAAUCCGUGAAUUGCAUUGGCACACGACAGCGGAAUGGGCCUACGUUCUGAGUGGUGCCGUUCAAGUCACAUCUGUGGAUACCAACGGUCAGAAUUAUCUCGGGACGGCGAACACCGGUGAUCUCUGGUAUUUCCCGCCCGGGAUUCCGCACAGUCUUCAAGCCACGAACGAGACCGCCGCAGGCGCCGAAUUUCUCCUUGUGUUCGAUAACGGAGAUUUCAGCGAGGAUUCCACAUUCCAGGUGACCGACUGGAUGGCCCACGUGCCGAAAGAAGUCAUAGCCAAAAACUUCGGUAUUAGUAUGGCUGCUUUCGAUCAUAUACCUGCCGAGCAGCUCUACAUUUUCCCUGGCCCUGAUCCCGCUCCUGAUGCCGAGAAUCUUGUUGAGGAUCCACAGGGACAAGUUCCGAGCCCAUUCACCUUUGCGCUCUCGCAGAUGGCACCAACUCAGUUGCAGGGGGGUACUGUUAAGAUUGCCGACUCUACCAUAUUCCAGGUGGCAACUUCUAUUGCCGUUGCUGAAGUGACCGUCGAACCUGGAGGCAUGAGGGAGAUGCACUGGCAUCCUACUCAAGACGAAUGGGCUUACUUUCUUUCCGGUAAUGCGCGAGUUACGCUCUUCGCAUCCAGCGCAACCGCCAACACAUACAACUUUCAGGCUGGAGAUAUCGGCUUCGUCCCCGCUUCGUAUGGUCAUUACGUCGAGAACAUCGGGAAUGACACGCUGCAUUACCUUGAGAUCUUUAACACGGACCGCUACCAAGAUAUCAGCUUGAACCAGUGGUUGGCAUUGACACCGCCGGAGUUGGUCAAAGCUCACUUGCAGCUUUCCGAUGAAACAAUCAGCAUGCUCAGCAAGACUAAGCUCACUGUCGUUGGGCCUCCCAAGAACUCGACGGCGUAG
Sparassis crispa is the source of this 1338-nucleotide messenger RNA. RefSeq names its product Probable oxalate. Gene Ontology annotation, biological process: oxalate metabolic process. The transcript has 18 exons. The record is from RefSeq and is a predicted model, not a curated record. The coding region runs from base 1 to 1338 and encodes 445 amino acids. Lineage: Eukaryota; Fungi; Basidiomycota; Agaricomycetes; Polyporales; Sparassidaceae.